AUGUGGCUGAUUAGUACCGUCGAUUUGAGUCUCGUGUUUCAUUAUGAGUGCCCCGAAAUGCAGUACGCCAUUCUGUCACAUACAUGGGAAGAAGAUGAAGUCAGCUUCCAAGACUUCAAGGAUCUGGCUUCGGCACGGCUGAAAAAGGGUUUCUCCAAGAUAUACUGGACAGUAUACCUGGCGCGCCAACGGGGCUUGAAAUGGGCUUGGGUAGACACCUGUUGUAUAGACAAGUCUAGUAGCGCCGAGCUGUCUGAAGCAAUCAAUUCAAUGUAUAGGUGGUACCAAAAGUCAGCCAUUUGCUACGCCUUCCUCUCUGACUUGCCCUCGAAUGGCGAGCAACGACUUGAGGACUUUCAGAAGUGUCGUUGGUGGACUAGAGGCUGGACUCUGCAAGAACUCAUCGCACCAGGAGAAGUCAAUUUCUACGACCAAAACUGGGGAUACUACGGCAAAAGGACUGAUCUCCAAGAGAAAAUCAAGUCCUUUACUGGGAUUUCAUUAAUUGCCUAUCAGGGAAGGCUGAAUGAUUUGUCAGUAGCACAACGCAUGUCAUGGGUCUCUCGCAGAACGACUGCGCGAACCGAAGACAUGGCAUACUGUCUCCUUGGACUUUUUGACGUCAACAUGCCUAUGAUCUAUGGGGAGGGCGACAAGGCGUUUAUCAGAUUACAGGAAGAAAUCUGCAAGAACAGUUCUGAUCCCACAAUCUUUGCCUGGACAAUACAACCUUCUUUGAGAACAUACAAAGAGUCUCAAAAGCACUAUGGCCUACUUGCUUCCCACCCCGCUGAGUUUGCCGGCUGCGCAAACAUAUUUCACAACUUCACAACUCAGUGGAGCGAUGUCAAUUACAACAUAUCCAUUGGCGGCAGCAGGGAAAUCAUCUUUGACCGCUUAAGUCUACGAAUAGAUGAAGACUACGGACUUCUGGUGCACAUUGGAUUGGCUGAAUCAACUGAAUUUGGUACUUUUAGGAUUUUCGUUCCUGUUAAGAAAACGAUUGGACAUCAUGUCAGGUCGUUUCCCGAUCGUCUCAUAGGAAUUCCCGAAGAGGGGCAACCCAUCCCCCCUGGCCCUGAAAUCGACGAACCAUUUCUCAAGAUUUCGGUAAUCAAGGAUUACGAAUUCAGCCAUGCGCGAUUAUUGUACAUUUCUCGCUCGGCUGUGUCGUGUCCAAAGCGUCUCACAUACGAUGAUUCUGUGAGGAUCGACGAACUCCAUGAACAAGCUCUCCUCAUCAAAGUUGAUCCAAACAUGCAAAUAUCGGCUGCGUAUCCAGAAAACUUCUGGAUCCCAGACAAAAGAGCCUUUCUCGGUACGUAA
This is a messenger RNA of Pestalotiopsis fici W106-1, 1326 nucleotides long. RefSeq lists its product as uncharacterized. The transcript has 3 exons. The coding region runs from base 1 to 1326 and encodes 441 amino acids. NCBI's taxonomy places the organism in Eukaryota, Fungi, Ascomycota, Sordariomycetes, Amphisphaeriales, Sporocadaceae. The record is from RefSeq and is a predicted model, not a curated record.